Messenger RNA from Magallana angulata, 3857 nucleotides. RefSeq names its product GATOR complex protein WDR59-like. NCBI's taxonomy places the organism in Eukaryota, Metazoa, Mollusca, Bivalvia, Ostreida, Ostreidae. The transcript has 23 exons. The coding region runs from base 58 to 2505 and encodes 815 amino acids. Gene Ontology annotation, molecular function: protein binding. The record is from RefSeq and is a predicted model, not a curated record.
UACCAGAUAGGAAAGACAGAAAGAGAAUUUAUGACUUAUUGUUACAAGUCAUAGAAUAUGAGCUUGCAAUGGAGUGGGGAGCAAGUUGUUGCCAAAUUCCCAGAUGUACAGGCCAAUACUAUGGCUGUCGACUGCAUGGGAGUUUGGGUAGCUUUAGCAGGGAGAAGGGCUAUAUCCAUGGUGAAUUUAAAGAAACCAAAGGAGAAGCCACUGAAAAGUGCAAGGCAGAGUAAAUGGGAUGUCAGCUGUGUGCAGUGGAAUCAAGUCCCCUCUCAUUUAAAUCUCUUUGUUACAGCUUACAACCAAAAAUUGGACUUACAUUCUUGGAAAGAUAAUAAUAUUACUUCCCUUUGUUCCAUGAAAGGACACUCUAGGACAGUCAGUGAUGUAAGCUGGUCUCCAUCUGACCCAAAUAAAAUACUCUCCUGUUCCGUGGAUACAUUUAUUAAUCUCUGGGAUGUAAAUGAUCCGAGGAAGCCAGUCCGCUCUUUCCAGACAGUUUCUGGGGCUUAUCAAGUAAAAUGGAACAGACUGUCAGAAAAUAUGUUUGCCACCACUCAUGAAGGAGAGCUCAGGAUUUGGGACAUCAGGGAAGGAACAUCGCCUGUACAGUAUAUUGCCGCCCACUUGUCUAAGAUCCACGGAUUGGACUGGAAUCCAAACUCAAAGUCCGAGUUGGCAACGUGCAGUCAGGACUGUUCUGUAAAGUUUUGGGACAUAAACAAUCCGAGGCAGUGUAAAGGGUCAUUAAACCCUGGAUCCCCUGUGUGGCGAGCAAGAUAUACGCCAUUUGGGCAGGGUAUUGUGACAGUCGUAGUUCCACAGUUACGUAGGGGGGAUAACUCUCUCCACCUGUGGAAUACAGCCAGGAGCAAUCCAGUCCACCAGUUUGUGGGGCAUCAGGACGUCAUUCUGGAGUUCCAGUGGAGGAAGCAGCCUGAGGGGUCUGUAGAUCACCAGCUUAUUACUUGGUCAAAAGAUCAAAGUUUAAGAAUUUGGAAAAUUGAUUCUCAACUCCAAAAAAGAUGUGGCCAUGAUAUGGGAGAAAUGAAUGACUCCUCAGAAAAUGAGUCCAGUCAAGGAGGUAGGGAGAGUGUAUCCCAGAAUUCCAUGCAUGAGAAUGACCCGGAGACGGACCAUGGAAACAAAGACUUCCAGAGGCAGAUGUCCAUGAGUCCAGACAGUGUGGUGUUCCAACAGCCUCAGACCCUGGAACAGGAGUUUGAAUUGAUGAACACCAACAUACCUCAUAUACAAGUUGAGGAGUUGGAUGCUGUCAAGAGAACCUGUUCUGUGUCAGCUGUCUCCAGGAACUUCAACAUUGGCCUCAGGAUGCAGUUUCCGGAGAAUUACCCCUGUAGUGAGCCUCCAACUUUUGAGUUCCUGGAAUCAAAUUUGAACUACGAUAUCAAGCGCCAACUGCACAAGGUUAUGCUGGACACGGCCUUGAUGCAUGCCAAGAGAAACACAAGUUGUCUGGAGCCCUGCCUGAGACAGUUGUCUCUUGCUCUGAAUCAGCCUUAUAACUUUCGGCCGGAGGAGAGAAAGACACCGGACCCAGAGCCGGCACGCCCCUUCAACCUGAGCUGGCACCCCACCAAGCCGCCCUAUAACAGCAAGCCAUCCUACAUGGCCUGGCACAGCCCUUCAGGACUACAGGACAUCAACAUCCCAUUCCCCCGGACCAGCGGGGCCAGAUUCUCUGCAGCAGGAUAUUUAGUUGUGUUUGGUCGAUCUCAUGAAGCAAGGAAGGGCCCUUCAGGAACGGAAAUUACACCCAAAGCAUUGUAUGACCUGACAGAUUUUGCCUCAAAAUCCAGAAAUCGCUAUCCUCCAAAACUAUAUUCAAUUCCCUUCCAUCAGAACUACUCUAUCAGUCCUCCAACCCCAGUGGCAGAAAAUGUGUCAAUCUCAGAGUGGUACAUGUAUCGACCGAAAGUGACAAAUCAACCAAAGGGGAAGAGAAAGCAUCGUCCAAAAGAAUCCACCGAAGUCAAACCUGUGUUGGCUCCAGUCAAAAUCUACGAUAGUUCUUGUUUGCUGCCAAUUCAAAAAGAAUUGGGGAAAAAUUACAUAAUUGAUCGUUCAAACAUUCCGGCAAUGUGCAGUCAUAAUGCGAAAGCAGCCAGUGCAGUAGGGCGUAAAGAUCUGGUCCAGCUGUGGUCAUUGGUGGCCUUAACAGCGAGUGAGAAACUCAAGCCCCAGAACAACCCUGAUGAUGAGUUACCAUGGGCACAGCAUCCAUUUGGAAAGGAGAUGAUCAAAUACCUGUUUGAUUUCUACAUGAAGAUUCAUGAUGUGCAAACACUGGCCAUGCUUGUGUGUGUUCUCUGGGACAGGGAGAAUGCGAUUGUCCCACCCCCAAAGAAAGAGAAGGCUUCCCUUCUUCCACAGUCCACAUCAAUGGAGUACGUCCCUCCAAAUAUGGACAAUCCCGAUUUCUUAAGCAGCUCUACAGAUAGUGGUUGGCAAGCAAGUCCAUGCAAGUACAAUUUUAAAUUAUAAAUAGCUUUAUUGUAGUUGAAACUGGGAGUAGAGUGGGAAUAUGUUAUACCCAUUUAUACAUACUUUUUUUAUUUUCUUUAUUUAUAAAAGCUUAUACAUGCUGUAGAAACUAACUGAUUCUGUAAAUAUGUGAAUUAGUAUAUUUUUGGGGAGGUUACUUUCUGGACCAGUGUUUUAUCACUUGGGAUUACGAUAAUGGUGCAUUCCAUUGCUGCUAAAGCCUGUAAACGAUAGACUCGUUAUCUUUUACACUUCAGCAUUAAUCGAAAAAAAUAUUCAAUAUUUAAAAGAGAGCUUUUAAAAGACUUGUAAGGAGAAGGGCAUUGUUUGGAAGGAAAGUAAACUUGAGAAUAUUUUUAAAAGUUUUCAACAAAAAAAAGCAUUAAAUGGUGUAAGAUUUGAUCUUCUUGUCAGAAGUGAUUCCAUCGAAUACGGUAAACAUUUUGAGGUUGUCUUUAUGGAGAUGAAUGUAAAUAACAAAAUAUGGAACAAACUAGGUGCUAUUGAAUUACCUUUGUGGCUACUGAAAUACCUUAUUGACUGCUGAAUUACCAUAGUGACUGGCUAAAUGCAAAAUGCUAUUGCACAUACUCCUCUGCUUUCUCUUUCCCCAAUUUGUGUGUAUACAUUACAACUUUAUAGACAGUGCCAUUUUCGUAAGCUUGAUUGGCCAAGUAUAUUCUUCUGUGAUCCUAAGAUUAUUGAUACUCACUGAAAUGCAGCAUGUGUUUAGACAGUUAUAUGAAUUUGCAUUUCCUAUUCAUACACAAAUAACAAAACCGUUCAUUUUUUUUGUGUCUAUUCAUUGCUGAUAAACUUGCUCUGAUGCAAAUGCGAACCAGUAGUUUUUUUUUUCUUUCAGAUUAGGACUAAAGUACCCUAGAACUGUAAUGAUUACAUCAUAAUAUGUGAUUUUUUCAGGAAUUGUUAUAAAUUAAUUAAUGAUAUUGAGUGCCUCAGUGGUUAUGGGCAGAAACGGAAAGGUCGCUGGUUCAAAUCUGAAUGUGAGCACUUGAUGCUGUAUAUAGUCUCAGUUGACCUAGCUUAAAAUGGGUACCAGCUCUCGAUCGCUGGAAGUUCACUUGUGAUGAAUUGGUGUCCUAUCCAGGAGGAGUCAGUGAUUGACUUCUGCUUAGCACAUACCACAGAAUCAAGGCAUAAAAGCAGUGGCCCUUUGAGGUCCAUAUUGCUUAGAAAUAAUUUUUUCGAUUUAACUAAUAUCUUUCGUUCAUUGUAGCUAUUGUUGAGUUUCUGACAAACGCAAAAUGAACACGACAGGAAGAAGGAGGAAAAGUUUAGAAUAGUGCUCGAUCACGUUUACUUAAAAUAGAUAUUUUUGAUUUAUUUUUUAU